AUGCAAGGCAUCGCUCAUCUCAUUUCCACACGAGUCUUGCUGCUCAUUUUGGUUGGGUUGUUAUCAUCAUCCGCAACAUAUCAUGUUGUGAAUGGACAACAAAAUUUUACAUGCACUCUCCCAGGAGGAUGCAGCAUUAGAUCCUACCUUACCGACCUUAAUGCAGAACUUGCAAAGCUAGUGAGUACAAAGGCUAAAAUCACGUCUGCUAUUUCCCUCCUCAACUCUACUGGAAAUGCAAAUUUGACCUCAAUUAUAAUACUGAGACAAAAACAAUCUGAUAAAAUUCAAACCGCCAUCGAUAGUCUCUCAUUGGAAGUUAACACCAUCACAACAACAUGUCAACAUUAUAGUGGUGAUGAUUGCAACCAAGGAUGCGCCUCAGGAUGGGCCGGAAUCAAUUGCAUGCAAAUGGCAUGUUUUGGUGUACUCGCCACAAGCGCCUCAGUUUGUUCUGGACGUGGUAACUGUACAUCCUCCAAUAAGUGUUCCUGUAAAUCACCUUACAUUGGAGAUAAUUGUGAAACAGUCAAUGGUACAACAACCAGCUAUAAUUCAGUGAGUGGAUUUAAAUAUGCCGAUGGAACCUAUGCAAGAUCAUGUAAGGAGUAUAGAAAUCCAAUAGCUCCUAGAAUGUACUUGGGUGAAGGAAGUGGAUUGUAUCAAAUUAAACCUGGAAAUACAGUCAUGACAGUCUAUUGUGAUAUGGAUACAGACGGUGGAGGAUGGACCAUGUUUGCUGGUAUUAGAAGAGACUAUUACGGAGCUCACUUCCACGUCUUUGAUGAUAAUGCUGCCACCACUACAAAUGAUACUAUUACAUUCCACAUUCCAACAUCUGAUUUGAUGAAUAUUUCCACUCAGAUUAGAGCAUCCACUGACAGUGGUAAUGCAGCAACUAUUGCUUUUUCUAAUUUCUUUACAAAUGAUUGGCAAUAUAGUGCCUAUUGUACAAUUCCACAAGGAUUGAGAGAUUACGUUCAAAGAACAAGAGUAACAGCAUACAGUGAUCCAACGAUGCAAACUUAUUAUGCUGCCAUUCCUGCAACAUGUUACAAUUUGAAGAAUGUUCUAACUCUUCCAACCUAUGUCACCUAUAGUAAGACAUCAGAUAUGCACUGUAUGGGGUUCAGAAUGGGUAUUCCACGUGCUACAACUGACUCUUUCAUGAAUGCAGGUGCAGGCACGGUUUGGGCAACUUAUACUUAUCCUUCAUGUCCUGAGGGAGGUCCAGGUCCUGGAUUCAAUCCUGGUGUUCAAUACGUCUAUGAUACAACAAGUGUUGCUAGUGCUACACUCACCAACAGAAAUGGUGCUCUUUACUUGAGAUAA
This is a messenger RNA of Naegleria gruberi, 1332 nucleotides long. RefSeq lists its product as uncharacterized. Lineage: Eukaryota; Heterolobosea; Eutetramitea; Acrasida; Naegleriidae. Bases 1 to 1332 code for a protein of 443 amino acids. Gene Ontology annotation, molecular function: oligosaccharide binding. The transcript has a single exon. The record is from RefSeq and is a predicted model, not a curated record.